AUGCGUCGACCUGAUCGUACAUUUGAUCCCUAUUCUGAAAGUCCAGUAGAUGGUGUCAUAGCUGCAUUUUGUAGUGUACGUGUUAUAUCAGGUCAAUUUUUAUCCGAUAAAAAAAUUGGUACAUAUGUCGAAGUUGAUAUGUUUGGUUUACCAGCUGAUACAAUUCGUAAAGAAUAUCGUACUAAAACAAUUCCAGCUAAUGGUCUCAAUCCAAGAUAUGAUGAAAGUGUUUUUGAAUUUCGAAAAAUUGUUCUUCCAGAUUUAGCCAUUUUACGUAUAGCUGUUUAUGAAGAAACAGGAAAACUUAUAGGACAACGUGUUUUACCAUUAGAUGGAUUACAAGCAGGUUAUCGACAUAUAUCAUUGCGUACAGAAGGAAAUUUUCCAUUAUCAUUACCAACAGUAUUUUGUCAAAUUAUUUUAAAAUCUUAUGUACCGGAUGGUUUAAGUGCCUUUGUUGAUCAAUUAAAUAAACCGUUAUUGAUAAAACGAACUGAAGAAUUACUAUAUGCAACAUCUAGUAAUUCAUUUGAUAGUUGUUCAACAUCAACUAGUUCAUCUGCGCGACGAUCACGUAUACAUGAUUUAAAUUCAGCAUCAUCUGCUUCAUUAGAAACAAGAGCAACAAUAAUAACAAUUCCUAGUACUACUUCAAUAAGUACAUUAUUAACAAAUGAUACAAAUAGUCUUGUAUCAACACCAUCAUUAAAAUCGAAAAUAUCAACUGACACAAUUAUUCCAAUAACAUUAGAUUAUUUACGUGAACAUAAAAGUUUUUGUAAAUUAAAAACAAAACAAGAUAAAGAAUUAAUUUUAAUGAAGAAAAAACAUGCAAAAGAACAAAAUUUACUUUGUGAACAACAAUCAAAAAUAAUGAGUAAAGUAAAAAAUGAUAAUGAAAAAAUUAUACGUUCGCCAUUGAUGCAAACUGGAAAUUCAAAAAAAGAAUUAAGUAAUGGUGGUACUUCAAAUGAAGGAAAAGCUGAUCCUAGGCUAAUGGAUUUAAUUAAUGAACAAAAUGUUGAAUGGACAUCACUUGUACAAAGACAAUUAACAGAAUUAAAUGGAGUUCGUCGGUCACAUACUAAAGAACAAUGUGAUUUAUUACUAUUUUUACUUGAUGAAACACAAAAAAUGCAAAUGAAAGAAAUAACUGAUAGACAUUUAAGAGAAAAGAAAGAUCUUGAAUUAAGUCAAGUACGACAAAAUAUUGAAGAUAGUAAACGACUUGGAUCAGAAAAAAAUAUUAGAAAUAAAUCAGAUUUAGAUCGUCGAAUACGUGAAUUAAAAUCAAAUAAUACAAAAAAAUUUUUAGAAGAACGAAAAAGACAAAUGAUGAAACAUGAUAGAGAAAAAGAAAAUUUAGUUAAAUCACAUGAAAUACAAAAAACAACACUAACGAAUGAAAUUAAGAAGAUGCUUGAAUACAGUAUCAAUUAUCAAGAUGAAUCACCAAUGGCUCGAUUUCCUUCAUCAUCUGUAUGA
Molecule: messenger RNA, 1485 nt
Organism: Rotaria sp. Silwood1
Lineage: Eukaryota; Metazoa; Rotifera; Eurotatoria; Philodinida; Philodinidae
Source: the annotation of a GenBank genome assembly